AUGUCAAAUAAGAAUACAAUGCUAUCUGGAUUACCACCAACAACAGAUGAUAACGAAGCCGAUGUAUUAAAUGACGAAACAUUUGGUGAUUGUGAUUUGGAUGCAAUCAAAAUAAAAUCUGAUUUUGGUGAAAACGGAGAAUUUCUUGGUGAUUUUUCAUCAGAACGCUUACCGGAUUUCUUCGAUUCAGACAUACUCGACGAAGGUGGUGGCGGAGGUAUUUCACUUGUUGAUAAUGAUAAUGAUCAAUCUCAACAACCAUCGAUUGAUGCUCUACUUGGUGAAGAUCCAAUGUCAAUGUCAGCACUAUCGAUGAAUCUUCGUCAAGCAACUAUGAAUCCGUUAUUUAAUAUGGCUAUUUCACAAGCAAGUACACCUAAUCAUGGAAGUAUUUUUUCUCAACAACCAAUACCACAUAUGGCACCACCUCCGCAGCAGCAACAACAACAACAACCACAACAAAUAAAUUAUCAAUUAUUAAAACAAUUUGAACAAAUGUUAAUUAAUCGACAAAUUCCAGCACACGAACGAAUUAUUUAUAUACAAGCUAUGAUUGAAAAAAUGCAUCGUGAUACAUUAAAUAUUCAACAACAACCAACAACACGACUAUCAAAUAUAAACGGUCAUGGUCGAACUCUCAAUAACAACAAUUUAGCAUAUGAUCAACGUGAAGGAACACGUUCAAUGCCUAUUGGUGAAAUGAUGGAACGAGCUCGUUUAUCAGCUAUGAAUAUAAAUAAUUCACGUUCACAAUCACCAACAGUUGCGAAUAGUGCAAUGUCAUCUCAAUUUAUGGAUGCUAUUCAACGAUCUGAUCAAAUUCCUAUUGUUGAUAAUCAUCAUCAACAAAAUCGAGUCAAUCAAACAUUAUUAUCAUCAUCAUCACCAACACCGCUUGAUACAAUUGUUAGUCCAUCACAUCAUCAUCAUAAUCAAUCACGACAGAAUCGACCAGCAAAACACUAUCCUCGACCACCACUUCUUAAUACAUGGCAAGGACGUGGUUCUGGUCACGAUGAAUUUGCUGGUAUGAUGAACGAUCGUGAAAAACAAUGGGUUGUAAAAAUUCAACUUCAUCAAGUCUCGCAAACAAAAGAAGAAGAUUAUUAUUUUCAUAAAUGGUCACAACAAAAACAUCACACACAGCAAGCUCACGGGAAUCAAUCGAAUCGUCAUGGUCAUCGAGGACAAAGAAUUAGUUACCCAGUGCUUCAGCUGUUAAAAUCGAUUCAACAAGAAAAUGAACUUGCUCAACGUUUAUCUCAAACAUCAACACAAGCAACAUAUUCUAAUGUAAAUCCUGCUCAUGCUUUACCGUAUGCAUUACCAUUAUCAACCCAACUUGGUAAACAAUCGGUAGCUACGCCUCGACAUCCAAGAUGUAUUCUUCAUCUCGAUGGUGCAUUUUCAUUGGGUCGACAAGCCAAUGCAAUUACACAUGAUAAAUAUACUCUAGGGCUUUUACUAAAUCUUGAAAAUUUAUAUCGUGAUAUGUUACAAUUGGAUAAUAAUACGGAUAGUGAAACGUCGUCAGUAUCAAAUAAUAUAGAAUCAAAACAAUUGCUUAGUUCAAUUAUUGAUGCUUAUUUGAAUCAUAAAAAUUAUCUAUUCGGUGAUAUGUUUGGUCAAUUCAAAAAAGGUCAACUUAUUCUCGAGCAUUUAUAUCCAUAUUUAAAAAGCACAAAUCAUCUUGAAUCGAUGUUUAUUCAUCUUUAUAGUUCAUUAAGUUAUAUGGUUCGUCAAUGGCCAACAACAUUUCAUAUUGAACCAUCUGUUGUGAAUACAAUUCAUAUUAUGCUACAACAAGUUAAUGCGAAUAAAUCAACAUUUGAACAAUUAUUAACUCAAGUGUAUAUUUACUAUAACGAACAAAUCAAGGCAAAACUUGUUGAAAUUGAUUCUAGUGCAUUAGCUGAAUCGUCAAGUCCAUUUUCUGAUCCUGCAUUAUUCACGAAUUCCUUUACUGUAACUAUUUUAAUUGAACUUCUAUUAAAUUUGGAACGCCAUUGUUAUUUAUUACCGGAUGCGAAUUCUUCGAAUUUACCUAUACAAAUUUUUCAACAAUUACAACCCCAAUUACAAUAUCAAUUAACUGAACAAGUUCGUUUAGUUGUUACUGAUAUUUGCCAAGCACUUGUUGCUUGUUCGUCGCCAUUGAAAAAAAUGCUUCGACCAUUUGCACAAGCAAAACAUCAACAAUUCGGUUUACUUUGCAAAUUUCUUCGUAUACAAAUUUCUCAACAAGUUUAUGCUACAUUGGAACCAAAACUUAUCUUUUGUUGCAUCAAAGAAAAUUAA
Molecule: messenger RNA, 2298 nt
Organism: Rotaria socialis
Lineage: Eukaryota; Metazoa; Rotifera; Eurotatoria; Philodinida; Philodinidae
Source: the annotation of a GenBank genome assembly